AUGCGCACCCCUACGCGGGCGGCGUCCCGGCGCCCCUUCGGGCGCCUACAAAUCCUACCGUGGGUCAUCGCAGUAUCGGCGCUCGCAUGGUCGUUGUCAAUGCGCCUUGAGAUGGCCUCGUACAACCACGAGUUGGUCGCCAGGCAGGUGGCCAUCGUGGAGGGCCGGGGUUCAACACCCCGCGGGCACCCCUCGGCGGGACACGACUGCGAGCCUUGCCCGCGGUGUGUCCAGGGGUCGAUGGCGUCAGGAUUGAAGGCCACGGACGCGUCACCCGAUCAUCGCGCCGUGACUUUCGUGCUCGUCGCGACGAUGAACGCAAACAACGGUCCGAGGGUGGCUGCGCUCUUGGCUUCGGUGCAGAAGUACGUCGAGAAAGAUCGAUCUGCCGUGCACACGUUGCUCGCGGUCGUGCCGGAUGCAGAGCUGCGAUGGUGGGAGCUGGCAGCGGCGGCGCUCGGGGAUCAACCCGCCUUUAAGAUUGGCGUGCUCGCGGAAAGCGCAGCUCUCCGCUCGGGCGUCGAGGCGUUGAAACGAGCGGCGCCAAAGACGGGCAGGAGGGAGGCAAGGGGGUUGGGCUACAGGAUCCAGAUGCUGCUGAAACUCGGAGUGGCUGAGCACGUGCCGACUGACUUUUACGUCACGUUCGACUGCGAUGUGGUGCUAGCGAGGCCUUUGCAUCUAGGCGAUCUCGUCAGGAAAGACGAGAACGGGGCGCUCAAGGGUGUGACGCAGGGGAGCAUGGGUGGACCCCAUGCGCAUCGUUGGCUGUCUAGCUCGCUUGACUCGUUCUUCGGUACCAACCCGGGUUCGGCGCAGCAGAAAGGAGGCGUCGACGGCGCGCACGACUGCCGCGUCUCCAAUUUGAUGCACACCGUCGGGGUGACACCGGCGGUGAUGUCGAAGCAUGGGGCUAUCGCUACGCUCAAACGUCUAGAGCGACGCGCAGAGGAGGAAGGGAAACGCGGUUGGGACGAGUACCUGUUCUCGGCGCUGGAGGACGGUUUGGACUGGACAGAGUACGGGCUGUACGCCGCGGGGACGUGCCUCGACGGUUCGUUCAAUCGUUAUCACGUCGUAGAUCCGAAAGUGCGUCUGUACGAUGCCGCGCUGCAGGAGGACGGCAGCAAGUUCAUGGAUCCAAAGGUGAUGAACGAAGCCUUUGGGCCUAACCCUUUCGUUGUUGUUCAGUCCAUCGGCGGCAGCGACGCUACGUCGGCGGCGGAUGCCUUGUACUCCCACCUGGGCAACCCGGCGGUUGAGGCGACUAGAUAG
Messenger RNA from Micromonas commoda, 1275 nucleotides. RefSeq lists its product with no specific name. The record is from RefSeq and is a predicted model, not a curated record. The transcript has a single exon. Lineage: Eukaryota; Viridiplantae; Chlorophyta; Mamiellophyceae; Mamiellales; Mamiellaceae. Bases 1 to 1275 code for a protein of 424 amino acids.